UGUCUCAAUUGUAAAACGUAUCGAUCCCCAAUGUCUACUGAAGGAGAUUGUACAAACAUGGAGGAAGUAGAGAUAAAAAAGUGGAAGGAGACAAUGAACAAGAAGAGCCUCAAAGAAAGAAAGACAUCAAUGGCUAACUCACUCACUAUUGAGGCUGGAAUAGUUUCCAACAUCACUAAUCACUCUUCAAAGUUGGGUUGGAUGGCUACUCUUGCUUUGGCAUUUCAAAGUUUGGGAGUUGUAUAUGGUGAUAUUGGAACAUCUCCACUUUAUGUUCUUGCAAGCACCUUUCCAAAGGGUAUUGAUCACACUGAUGACAUUCUUGGGGUCUUAUCUCUCAUAUAUUACACCAUUUUGGCACUCCCAUUGCUCAAAUAUGUCUUUAUUGUACUUAAGGCUAACGACAAUGGCAACGGUGGGGCAUUUGCACUAUAUUCAUUGCUAUGUAGGCAUGCCAAUGUGAGUUUGAUUCCAAAUCAACAACCAGAGGACAUGGAGCUUUCUAACUACAAAUUAGAAACACCAUCUAGCAACCAACAAUUGAAGAAGAAGCUUGAAAAUAGUCAUUUUGCACGUGUUCUUCUUUUAUUUAUGACUAUAUUGGGAACUACCAUGGUUAUAGGUGAUGGGGUUUUCACUCCACCAAUGUCAGUUAUUUCAGCAGUAAACGGAAUCAGUUCUAAAUUGGGUCAAGAAGGAACUUUCAACAAAGAGAUGAGUUGAUGGCUAUCCCUCGCAAGAAGCUUGUAAAGGUUGGAAUGACAUAUGAAAUAUGAUGCUCAGGAAAUGAAGAUAUAUAUGAAACUGGUAUUUUAUUAAAGAAAUAAUUAGAGUUGUACUUUACAUUUUGUUUGCUUGUCGUGAAGCUUAUUUUAAUAUGUAAACUUU
Molecule: messenger RNA, 888 nt
Organism: Medicago truncatula (barrel medic)
Lineage: Eukaryota; Viridiplantae; Streptophyta; Magnoliopsida; Fabales; Fabaceae
Product: potassium transporter 5
Exons: 5
Coding region: 31-723 (230 amino acids)
Biological process (GO): potassium ion transmembrane transport
Cellular component (GO): membrane
Molecular function (GO): potassium ion transmembrane transporter activity
Source: RefSeq, a predicted model, not a curated record